AUGUUACUUAAUGAUACUACCAAAAAUAAUGAUAUCCCAAUUCACUAUAACAGAAAAACACCCUUUUAUAACCCUACAUCUGAUAUAAUUAAUAGUUAUUCCUCAAAUGAUAUUACUGGCUUAAUUUACAAGGACAAUUACAAACAAACAAACGAAGCUGAAGAAGGAUAUAAUGAACCAUUUUGUAUGAACAAUAAGAAAGUUAGUUAUCAAAGGGACUCUACUCCAAUGACCGAUCACCUGCAACAACCGCCUAAAAGAAAUACGCCUAAGUUACAUCCUUAUAAUUAUGGUAGUGGCUCUUCCAAUAACUUAAAUUUUGUUCCUGCACCAGCACCUACUACUUUAACUGAGGAAGAAGGGACCUUUGCAUCUAUUUUUCGCACCAAGAGCACACCCGUAGCAUCAGACCAUAAAAUGACUAUAUUAUCUAAUUCAGCACACCCAUUGCACACUAAUUAUCUUGCCCAUAACUUGAAUACCCACACUAAUAACCCUCGUCUUCACACCAACAAUUAUAAACAACCAAGCUCAGCUCAUUGUUUGUAUAAUAAUCCAACUUCCUCUAAUGUUUCUGUUUCUGUUGCUACCCUUACUACUAACGUUACUAACAAUGCCAACGCUAAUUCCGAAAAGGUAAUGUGCUGGGGUGCUCCUUGUAAAUUAAUUAGAUCUAAUAGUAGCAAGAAACUGAAGAAUUUAAGCGCAAGUAGUAGUUGCAAUCCUAGCAGAAGGAAUAGUGUUACAAGUAGUUUGUGUUCUGCUAAUGCCUCAACCAUUACUACAGGUAACAAUAGCGCACAUGCUAUUAAGAAAAGAGGAUCCUAUCAAAAUUUGGCAGGUGGUGGUAAUAUUACUUCUAAGAACAUCGUUGGCAAUUUUAGACUGAAAAAGAAGAGUUCAUUUACAGAUGAAGUAUAUACUACUGAACAUUCUUUUUGUUACGAAGACGAGGAACAGGAAGAUGAUAUGGAGGAGGAUAAUCUGGGCCUAGCCAGUGAAGAUUUUAUAUACCAAUCAAACCAUACUACAGUGGAAAGUUUGGAUGUUUUUAAAAAAAAUAGAAGUGGCAUUCCCACUAUCAAUGCUUCAAAUUCCAGCGAUGGUAAUAAUAGCGGUAUUGAUAAAGUUACUAAUGACGAAAAACCAUUUCCACGUACUCCCAAAAGAGCUAUUAUUUCAUCAUCCGAUAACAUUAAUAAGGAAGAUAAUAUGAUUGCACCCUUGAUUUUUGGAGAUUGUUUACUUUAUGGGCACGAAAAAAUUGAAACUUAUAAUGCUGAUAAUAGUAAACCAUUGGAUCAUUGUAUGAACAGUUCUGGUCCUAUGACUGCUAAAGAUAGAACCAUCGCCACUUCUACCUAUACUUGUCCCUCAUCGAAUUCUAAAGAUAUACACAAGAAAAAAAUGCAAUUCAAAAAUAAUCACAACACAGCAAUAAAUAAUGAUAAUUCUGCGUGCAAUCCUGCUAACAACGGUUAUAUGAACGCCCGUAACCAGAAAUCCAAUGAGUAUUAUUACAGUAGUGUUAAUGCUGUGGAUGAUUUUGAAUGUAAUGGGAUACCAUAUAUCACACCGGACUUGUUUAGCGAACUUUUGAAAAAAAAUAUUACGAAGGAUUUAAAUGAUGAUACCAAUUUAAUAGUCAUAGAUUGUAGAUUUGAGUAUGAAUACAAAGGAGGGCAUAUUAAAACAAGUUUGAACAUUAACGAUCAUAUGCUAUUGCAAUCGUAUUUAUUUAAACGUAAUAAUUAUCUAACUGCUGAAAAUCGCAAUGCUCACACGGACUAUGCUGGUUUUUUCACUGAAAAACACAACGGUGAAGUCCCGACAAUGGAUGCGGAUAAUUGUGAUGGCAAUUUAUCUCAAAGCUGCGAAACUAUAGUUGUUUUAUAUUGUGAAUUCACCAAAUAUAGAUCACCUACGUUGGCUCAAUUUAUUAGGAAAUUAGACCGUGAAUUAAACCUAGAAUAUUAUCCUGAACUAUAUUACCCAAAUCUAUGUAUUUUAAAAGGCGGUUAUAACAACUUCCAUGUGCAAUAUCCUGAAUUAUGUGAAGGUGAUUACAUUCCCAUGGUUGAAGACUUUGAUUUUGAUGAUAAAUUGGAUAUAUUUAGAUCGAGAUCAUAUUUUUUAAUGAAUAAUUAUAACAACACUGCAAUUGAUACUGCACUUUCCUCCAAUGUCUGUAGAGAUAGUAAUGAUAACACCUAUUGUUACUUUGGGAAACCAUUGAAGAAUAUAACUAAUGUGUUUAAUAAAAGUCAUGUCUGUACUAAAAGCGGUACCAAAAAAGGUACUUUCCCUUUCAAAAGUGACCAAGAUAAUGAGUAUGAAAACAUGAAAAAAGAUUUCAAUGGUAAUAUUAUUAUCGAUGAGACGGAAGAAGUAUAUGAGAAGAGUUAUGAACAAAAGUCAGCUGAUGACGAAGAUAGCGAAGGUACUUAUGGAUACGAUGAUAGUUACAUGGCUGCUCAAUUACGUAGAAAAAUUGGAUUAUCCGAUAAUAUCGAUGACAUUGAUUAUGAUGAUGAUAUUGCUAUGGAGCAAUUGGAUGAAAUCCUAAUUGAAUUAUAA
Saccharomycodes ludwigii is the source of this 2577-nucleotide messenger RNA. It is a transcript of the gene MIH1, whose product is annotated as putative tyrosine protein phosphatase MIH1. The coding region runs from base 1 to 2577 and encodes 858 amino acids. Gene Ontology annotation, molecular function: protein tyrosine phosphatase activity. NCBI's taxonomy places the organism in Eukaryota, Fungi, Ascomycota, Saccharomycetes, Saccharomycodales, Saccharomycodaceae. Gene Ontology annotation, cellular component: nucleus; cytoplasm. The transcript has a single exon. Gene Ontology annotation, biological process: positive regulation of G2/M transition of mitotic cell cycle; positive regulation of G2/MI transition of meiotic cell cycle; G2/M transition of mitotic cell cycle. The record is from RefSeq and is a predicted model, not a curated record.